Fundulus heteroclitus (mummichog) is the source of this 939-nucleotide messenger RNA. RefSeq names its product coatomer subunit delta-like. Gene Ontology annotation, cellular component: COPI vesicle coat; cytosol. The transcript has a single exon. The record is from RefSeq and is a predicted model, not a curated record. Gene Ontology annotation, biological process: endoplasmic reticulum to Golgi vesicle-mediated transport; retrograde vesicle-mediated transport, Golgi to endoplasmic reticulum; Golgi localization. The annotation marks the transcript as partial. NCBI's taxonomy places the organism in Eukaryota, Metazoa, Chordata, Actinopteri, Cyprinodontiformes, Fundulidae.
CGCUGGGCCUCUGAUUGUCCCGCAAAAGAAUGCCUGCACAGGGCCUUGAAACUCGGGGCUAAAGGGAAGGAGGUGGACAACUUUGUGGACCAGCUCAAGUCUGAGGGGGAAACCAUCAUCUCCACCUCAGGAAAGAGAGGCUCCGACGUCUCCAAAGUCCUGCCACCACCAGUCAACAUGGAGAGCGUUCAUCUGCGCGUGGAGGAGAAGAUCUCGCUGGCCUGCGGCCGUGAUGGCGGCCUGCAGAACAUGGAGGUGCUGGGCAUGGUGACGCUGCGAGUCACAGAUGAGAAAAACGGACGCAUCCGCCUCAUCAUCAACAACAACGACAACAAGGGACUGCAGCUUCAGACGCAUCCUAAUGUGGACAAGAAGUUAUUCACAGCGGAGUCUGUGAUUGGCCUGAAGAACCCAGAGAAGUCGUUCCCUCUCAACAACGACGUUGGUGUCCUGAAGUGGAGGCUGCAGACGACAGACGAGUCCCUCAUCCCUCUAACCAUAAACUGCUGGCCUUCAGAGAGCGGCUCCGGCUGCAACGUCAACAUCGAGUACGAGCUGCAGGAGGAGAACCUGGAGCUCAACGACGUCGUCAUCUGCAUCCCCGUCCCGUCUGGCGUGGGGGCCCCUGUGAUCGGAGACCUGGAUGGAGAAUACAAACACGACAGCCGGCGGAACCUCCUGGAGUGGUGCCUACCAGUCAUCGAUGCCAACAACAAAACCGGCAGCCUGGAGUUCAGCAUCGCCGGCCAGCCCAACGAUUUCUUUCCCAUCAAUGUGUCCUUUGUGUCCAAGCACAGCUACUGUGACAUUCAGGUUACCAAAGUGUCUCACGUAGAUGGCGACAGCUCCGUCAGAUUCUCUACAGAAACCUCCUUUGUUGUUGACAAAUACGUAAUCGAGUAAAAAAAAAAAAAAAUGUUGGAAGAAAAUGACAAAACG